Molecule: messenger RNA, 1402 nt
Organism: Ceratotherium simum simum (southern white rhinoceros)
Lineage: Eukaryota; Metazoa; Chordata; Mammalia; Perissodactyla; Rhinocerotidae
Gene: HOXD1
Product: homeobox D1
Biological process (GO): regulation of transcription by RNA polymerase II
Cellular component (GO): nucleus
Molecular function (GO): RNA polymerase II cis-regulatory region sequence-specific DNA binding; DNA-binding transcription factor activity, RNA polymerase II-specific
Source: RefSeq, a predicted model, not a curated record
CCCGCACCCCGGCCCGCGCACUCAGGUGGGUGGGCCGGAACCAUGAGCUCCUACCUGGAGUACGUGUCGGGCGCCGGCGGCGGGGGCGGCGGCGACGUGCUGAGCUUGGCGCCCAAGUUCUGCCGCGCCGACGCCCUGCCCGUGGCCCUGCAGCCCGCCUUCCCCCUGGGCAGCGGCGACAGCGCCUUCGUCAGCUGCCUGCCUCUGGCUGCGGCGCGCCCCGCGCCUUCGCCCCCUGCCACCCCCGCGCCGCCGCCCGCGCCGCCCUCGGCCGCGCCCCCGUACGCGCCGUGCAGCCUGGAGGGGGCCUACGAGCAGGGCGCCGCACCUGCCGCGGCGCGGGGCGCGGAUUACAGCUUCCUGGGGCCGGGGCCCGCCUACGACUUCCCGGGCGCGCUGGGGCGGCCCGCCGACGACGGCGGGGCGCACGUCCACUACGCCACCUCGGCCGUCUUCUCGGGUGGCGGCUCCUUCCUCCUCAGCGCUCAGGUGGAUUACGCGGCCUUCGGCGAGCCCGGCCCCUUCCCGGCGUGUCUCAAAGAGCCAGGCGACGGCCACUCUGGGGCCUUCCAGACCGCGUCCCCGGCCCCUGGCGCCUACCCCAAGUGCGCCUCCCCGGCCUCCGGCCUCCCUGCCGCCUUCAGCACGUUCGAGUGGAUGAAAGUGAAGAGGAACGCCCCUAGAAAAAGCAAACUCGCCGAGUAUGGAGCCGCCAGCCCCUCCAGCGCGAUCCGCACCAAUUUCAGCACCAAGCAACUAACAGAACUGGAGAAGGAGUUUCAUUUCAAUAAGUACUUAACUCGAGCCCGACGCAUCGAGAUAGCCAACUCCUUGCAGCUGAAUGACACCCAAGUCAAAAUCUGGUUCCAAAACCGCAGGAUGAAACAGAAGAAAAGGGAACGAGAAGGGCUUCUGCCCUCAGCCACCCCUGUGGCUUCCCUCCAACUUCCCCUCUCAGGAAGGAGUCCCACCAAGUCUGGCAAGAACCCAGGGAGCCCUUCUCAGGCCCAAGAGCCUUCAUGAGGUUUAGUCUUUGGGCUGAGGAACCUUGGUCUGCAGAAGUCAUGGGUCACUCCAUCCCUAUCUAGACUUAGUUUGGGAUGGAGGUGGGUGUGGGCAGAGAUUAAUCGAGACGUUUCACUUGAGAGAGAAGUAUCUUAGUCGGCUUCUGAGUGCCAGGCUGUGAGUGUACAGAUAUUAAUUUGAGGUCUCUUAAGCCACGUGUUUGUGUAUUAGUUGUGCCUUAGGGAAAAGGCACCCAGCCCAGCUGCUAUGUUGCGUAACUUAGUCAUAUGCAAUUUUGGGUGCAGAGUGGCAGAGCAUUAAUUGCUGAGCUCUGCCAACCACCUGAUGUGCUCAGAAGAGCAUCUGCCCGAAGUUUUUCUGGUUUUAAUUUAAAGGA